AUGACGAGUGAUCUAAGAAAUAUGACAUUUAUUACCAUUAAUAUUACGCUUUUCAUUUUCGCUUUAUUAAAGGGAGUAUCAGCAGAUUCUACCCAAUUCUGUACUACAAAUUGGAAAGAUAACUGGCCUAGCUCCAACUCAUUGGCAGUAACUCCUCAUAAUGGUUUAUUGCAACUUUCAGAUGAAGGUAUUGGCUGCUCCAAUAUUCUAACGGACGAUGGUAAAUUGCGUUUUCCAGUUCAAAGUGGGGAGACAGGUUACGCAGUGGCUUUAGGAAACGGUAGUUUUGCUACUGGUUCUGAAGCUGAUGCUUCGUCUGGCUGGUAUAUUGAAGGAGCUCAAUUAUACUAUAACAACAGCAAUGUAUUUUAUGUUAUUCCAACAUCCGAUUCUGACCAUUCCAUUCUUUCCAGAAGUAGUUUUAAUAAUACCCAAGAAACCCAAUUAUAUGUGAAAGGUACCUCUGGUAACAAUAUAACAAGUUUCCAUCCUACCAAUGGAUCCGCAGUUGGUAACAUUACUGCAGGUGGAAACACAACCUCCUCCAGCGUCAUACCUCAGCAAAGUAGUAAAAAUGGAUCACCUAAAAUUGUUCCAUUUUUCGGUCCUCUUGCCGCAAUUUUGCUAAUUUUGUAG
This is a messenger RNA of Naumovozyma castellii, 636 nucleotides long. RefSeq lists its product as uncharacterized. Lineage: Eukaryota; Fungi; Ascomycota; Saccharomycetes; Saccharomycetales; Saccharomycetaceae. The record is from RefSeq and is a predicted model, not a curated record. The transcript has a single exon. The coding region runs from base 1 to 636 and encodes 211 amino acids.